Nicotiana attenuata is the source of this 990-nucleotide messenger RNA. RefSeq names its product translation initiation factor IF-2-like. The transcript has 5 exons. Bases 1 to 990 code for a protein of 329 amino acids. The record is from RefSeq and is a predicted model, not a curated record. Lineage: Eukaryota; Viridiplantae; Streptophyta; Magnoliopsida; Solanales; Solanaceae.
AUGGAUAUGAUCGGUUCUUUUGGUUCUUAUGAUGUAGUGAGUUUCUACAGGCGUUUUGUGGCGAUACUCUUGGGUUUUGACGACCUGCGUAUCUUGGUUGAGUUAGAGGGAUUCAGUCCUGAUGGUUUGAUUGUGAGGAUCUGUACCGGCAGGACUGACGACCAGGCACCCAAGCCCACUACCAUAGCUGCCAGAGGCCGGGUCGGGGUAGAGGAUGACCAUACGGUUGUACUACUUCCGAUAGCUCCCGCAACAUCUCAGGUCGGAGGAGGGGCACAGACUCCCGCAGCCCGCACUCCUGAGCAUAGGGUUCAGGUUGAUCAGGCCCUAGAGUAUAUUCCUAUGCCCCUAGUGGCUCCGGUUCAGCAUGAGACUAGGGUAGUUGCUUCUGAGGCAGAUCAGCUCAGACUUGAGAGUGAGUUAACUCGUCAUGCACCAGCUUUGUUUGCCACCGUCAAAGAGAGGGUUCGUCGCUUCAUCGAGGGACUCCACCCAAGUAUUCGGACCAGUAUGGCUAGGGAGUUGGAGAUGGACAUUUCUUAUCAGCGGACAGUGAGUAUUGCCAGGAGAGUGGAGGGAGCUCGUGCACCAGCAGCACGCUAUGGUAGGGGUUUUGUAAGUCGCCCUGUUUAUUCAGCUCUGCCAGCAGCCAGUGGUGUUCCAGCUCCUCCUAGACCUCAGGAGCCCUAUUAUGCACCGCCAGUAGCCAGUAUGCCUCCUGCUCGAGGUGCUAUUACCGGCCAGACCAGCAGGCCAGGUCCGAGUCAGUCUCAGCCACCGCGUCCUCCAAGGGAUUACUUUGAGUAUGGUGACACCCGUCACAUGGUUCCGGAUUGUCCCAAAGCCAGGAAGGGCGCACCUCCACAGACUUAUCAGCCUCCACGUGCUCCAUCGGGUCCUCCGGUCAUUCUCCCAGCCCUAGUUGCCGCUCCACCUCCUCAGGCAGCUCGAGGUACAGGUCGGGGAGGUCGAGGUCACCCUAGAGGGUGA